Molecule: messenger RNA, 483 nt
Organism: Trypanosoma conorhini
Lineage: Eukaryota; Euglenozoa; Kinetoplastea; Trypanosomatida; Trypanosomatidae
Exons: 1
Coding region: 1-483 (160 amino acids)
Source: RefSeq, a predicted model, not a curated record
AUGCACGCAAGCACAGCGCAGCCGCCGCCCCCCGCGGUGCAGCGUGCGAGCUGCUGCGGCAACCUCGGCGUCGGUGCCCUGCGGCGCCAGCCGUGCGUGGACGUGGUGGAGUUGGACGAGCCCUCCGUCUACACCCCCUCCAGCGUGCGGGGUGGGGGCUCGCUCCCCCCCACCCCGCAGCCGCUUGCGGUGCUGCGCGAGGAGCCAACGCACGAGCCACGGCGCCGGAAAAGCAGCGGGGAUCGGGACAGGUUUCAGCCGAGGAAGGUCACAAGUUGGACGACAACCACCACCACCACCACCGUCUCGCUGCCCCCCGCAACGGUGGUGAUUCGCGCCGAGCCCGGCCCCCAGUCGGGGUCUACCCGCUCCUCCCUGUCGCGCGAUAGGCAGAACGCCUUGCUGCAGUCACUCCUGGUGAAUGAGCCACCCCCACCAUGGGGCGGCGAAAGAGCGGCGUCGGAUGGUGGACGAUUCCCCUAG